Penaeus monodon (black tiger shrimp) is the source of this 7925-nucleotide messenger RNA. RefSeq lists its product as uncharacterized. The record is from RefSeq and is a predicted model, not a curated record. Bases 292 to 5967 code for a protein of 1891 amino acids. The transcript is spliced from 16 exons. Gene Ontology annotation, molecular function: guanyl-nucleotide exchange factor activity. NCBI's taxonomy places the organism in Eukaryota, Metazoa, Arthropoda, Malacostraca, Decapoda, Penaeidae. Gene Ontology annotation, biological process: positive regulation of Rho protein signal transduction.
GGAUAAGCCAGAUGGGCUAAGCUGAAUAUCGCUCAGGCUAUGAAGGGAGCCCGGCCUGUGCCGAUUGAUGUCGACUCGAUUAGAGUGUGUCAGCUGGUGCUGCCGCGACGGAGCCUACUCCUUACUCACCGUGGCGUCCAGCCAUAGCAUUGCGGACUUGGAGGCUCGGCCGGAGCACUUUUCGCGUUUCGUGAUUUCUUUCAGCGAGAUGGUGACCGAGUGAGCGAACAAGAAGUUUCCAGGAGCAGCCACGUUAUAGGAUGCCGUGAUGGGCGGCGAUGCGGGUUGACCAUGGAGUCCGUCCGGGCCUUCUACGAGCACCCGCCCUCCCACGCCACCAUGCCGGCCCGGGACUAUGGCAGCGUGACACCGGGCAAGGCCAAGAAAUCCUGGGGUGACCUUCUCAAGUUCCGAUCUCGUGCCAAAGAGCGUCCGCUAGAGCCCGUGCCCGCGGCCGCCCACCCCGCUCCGACCAGCCACAACUACUUAGCAGAAUACCGACAGAAGUACGGUGCUUACAGCGGGACCGUUGGUCGAGCCAGCUACCAAUCCAUGACGGUGGUGAAGAGUGUGUCGCCGCCGCCGUUGCCGGCCGCCAAUGUGCCUCGCAGGUACCCUAGUAACGGUUACGUGAAGCAUGGGGGCUCUGGCACUGUGUCGGCUGCCACAGGGGCCACCAUGUCCUCCACAGUGCGCUAUACGGACUGGUUUGGCUCCGUAGUGAGCCGACGACCGCCAGUUCGGCCCCCACUGCCCGCCUUCACGGCUCCGACAGGCCCCGCCGCCCACCCACCGGACAAGGCCGUCGGUGUCGGAGCGUGGGACCACUAUGUGACACUGGACCCUGUCUAUGAGGCGCCCAGAGUCGUGCCUGUGCAACUCUACACCAACGUGUGUGUGUGCCCAGACCAGGCCCUCAACACCAAGGGGCGCAAGAAGAAGAAAUGCAAAAGGUGCGGGCGGAAGGUGGCCACUGUGCGCAAUGCCACCUCUAGCGUUGCCACUAAGGUGCGUCCAGCCAUUCCGCUAAGCAUGUACCAGCCUGCCCCUGCCCCGCCCCCAACCCCAGUACAUCACCCUUGGGGAUGGCAGGUCAUGGAGGAACGCGUCUACGAGCAGUAUGAGGUUAGGACCAGGCAUUACUCACGCUCGCCCGCGCGAACUUUAAGCGACGAGGACGAGUCUCCUCCGCCCACGCCCGAAACGGUGCGCAGCGUAAAGAGUGUCCGCAGUGUGAAGAGUGUGAAGAGCAGCGACAGCUCUUCCACUAUCACCCGUGAAGCACAAGAGCCGUCUCGGCCAGCCCCCCUUCCUCCAGUCAGCUCUCGCUCCCUCCCUCCUCCACCGGAGCCCCCUGUCCUUUGUGUGGCCCCGUGCAGUGCCAAAGAAAAUCACACAGAAGACCUCGAAGGCACCCGGAACUCCAUCCUGAUUGAGAAUCCCUCCGCAUACCAGCUUCUCUCUUCCCAUCGAUCCCACGUUGGCUCUGACACUGAUGAGCUCAGUGACAAUGCUGUGGACAUCUCGACCGAUCCGUGGGAGAGUGACUUUUCUCCCUCUGCCCAGGAAAGGGCUCAAGGGAAGCAAGUCAACGUUAUCACGAUUGGUGAUAAUCCAUUUACUUCUCCUUCUUUCUCAAAUGAUAACCACACCAGUCACAAGAUCAGGAUAAACACGGAUGAGGCAAAUCCUUAUAUGAACGGUGAUAUUUUACAUGUAGAUGAUAAAAAGCUGCAUACCAAUCAACUCGCAGUCACCAACAUACAACAGAGUUCUCAUAUUAAUGAAAGUAACUCAAGUGCAUACUCAAACAAUAGGAAGAUCUCGCCUUCUAGUAGUAAGGACGGUUCUACUAGCAGAAAUUCCAGCAAUAAAGUCACGUCAUCAAGUCCUCAUAAAGGGCAUUCAUCUCGUCAUAAAGAUACUUCUUCCGCUAACAAGAAAAUACAGAGCAACACUCACACAUCGUGUGUAGAUAAAAAGGCACCCUCAUCAGUCUCAAGGAAAAAACAGAUUGAAUACAAAGUUUCUGCAGCAAACGGAAUGAAUGGAGGCUCACAAGGAGAAGUGAAACAUCUCCAUGAUUCCAGGGAGCUGCAACUAGGAGGUAACUCUGUCCGAAUUGCUGGUCAACGAAUGUUAGUCCUGACGCCAGGGGCGCCUCCCCCAGACACCCGGUCAGGGUUCUCUAGCGGAGAGGAUGAUGAAGUUACUGCUGAUGAUGACACAAGCGACUACCCACAGUCCUCACCAACUACCACAAGGGGCUCUGACUGCGACACUCUCCCAGAGGAGGAAGAGGAGCUGCUACCUCUUGAUUCGUCUGGGCUUCAUUAUGGUCAACAGCAUUCUUCUCAUUCUGAUAAAUCUCUCAGUUCAAGUCUAGAUUCUUCGGAUUAUCGUUCUGAUACUAGCACUUCGCAGAGCGACCGCUGGAUGUCCACACGCGACACCAUAUAUGAAGAGGAAGAGGAAGAUCUGGAGGACCCGCCAAAGGUCCAGAAUCACAUUGAUGAUGAUGCAGAGUCAACUUUGCUUGAGGAUGAAAGCGAGAAGGAUGAGCCAAGUGUGAGUUCAUCGUCUACUACCAGCUCACCUGUACGGCAUGAGAGCUUCCACCCUACUCUGUCUGAGCUUCUUAAAGUCAAAUCAAUUUUGAAAAAACCUUCCUCUGUUGACACCAGUUCAGAGACAGACUCGGAUUUUUAUCUGCCGACGUUUAAUGAAUUUAAGCAAAACCAGCGAAAGAAGAAGCAAGUCCAGUUCAGAUCCUCUCAUGACGUCACAGUGAUAGAGGACGCUGGGGAAUCGAAGGGCCGCAAAGUGUCCUCUGUCCGCAGUCCAAAGAAAGACAGAGGGAAGGCAAAGGAGAGACAAAAGAACACUUAUAAUUUACUUGCAGAUUUACAGGACGUUUAUUCUAGAACUAUUAACCCGGUAAUUUAUAGAACUCAUUCAAAGAAUGAAUUUAGUGAUAUAAGAUUGACCGAUAUUCCAGUGGCAAAUGGUGAAUGUGACAGUGAGUAUAGAACUCCUGACUCAUUCGGUGAAGGUAUUCCAUCUCGGGAGGAACUCCUGCAAGACUCAUGCCAGGAACAGCGGCGGGGCGACAGCAACAGCGACAGCGCCGUCGCCCGGGAAGCAGAAGAAAGGAAAACUGAGCAAGAAUUCCGUGAGCAAAAAGUGGAUGCCCAGGGCUGGGCUGGUCUCCCUCGUAGUCUGAGAGACAGUCAGACCUCGGGCGUGAGCACUGCCGAAAGCUCUUCGCGCCUCCGUCUGUCGUCUUACACAAAGCCACCCACUCAAGUCAUCAAUGGCUCUACAUCAGCGGCUCCCAUACCCACACGACAGGCUCCCCUUCCUCCUAGAAAUCGCACGCUCAGUCCCCCACGCCCCAGCGUCCCCCCUCCUCCUCCUCCCACUUCUCUCUCUCCCCCAGUGUCUCUGUUGCCGCAGAAUGUCAUUCCGUCCCAGAGGCCCUUACCUUCUCCCCCUCUUUUAACACCUCCAUCUUGUCCACCCCCCCCUCCACCUCCGCCCCAGUCGCCACCACCGUCUCCUCCCCCGCCUCCUCUCCCCACGUCCCCCCCUCCAGCAUUAGACGACACCAACCAGAUGUCCAGUUUGUCGAGGAGCUCUGAGGAUCCCUCCAAAAACCCGACCUUUACUAGCUUCCGAACCGAUUCAGACCAGCAGAGUCCUUUUAAAUCUGUUAAUUCUUAUAACUCUCCUUCUUCAUCUCUCCCUAUAUCUCCUUCAGAAAUCUCACGGGGCAGUGAGGGUCUUCGGGAAGUGCUCUCACCCAUGGGAUACGUCCCAGUGUUUGGGGGCACUGAAGAAGCUCGCACAGCCACCAUUCGUGGACGUGGAGCUGCCCACGCCCGACCCACUAUUCUAGAAGCCUUUGCUCCAACUCCACCCAGUAGUGCUCUCCCUCCUUCCUCGAGUCCUCCUGUUGCCCCGCAAAGACGCAACAGAAACCGUUCGCUUAGCCCCGACGUGCCGGGAGACUCGACCAGGAGCGGACAAAGCAUUCUUGGUGGCCGAGGACGAAGGUCUUCCUUCCUCAAUAAUCUCCUCGGAGAUGAGAAUCCCUAUGAACAGAUAACUGAUCACAUCUAUGAGGAGCUGUUAUUACGCAACCAAUCCCCAAACCAUUCCUCUCUCGCGUGUCACGGCAGCUCCAGUAACAGUAACUCACCCCAUAAAUCCCCCUCUCCUGGAAAAUCAAUGUUUGAGGGAGCUUCUAAAUACGAAAUAUUAGAGUACCUCCAAGAUGCUCGUCGUAGAGUUGCCAUUUCUGCAGAUGAUGAUGAAGAAGUGAGAUUACAGGGCGAUGUUGGUCCUCCUCUACCGGUUGAGGUGGACCUGGAGGACGAGGAGGAGGAUCAGUUGGGCGUAGAGCCCCCUGAGGAUAACUUCACUGUGCUUACAUCAAGGAACAGAGGCCACAGGUCUUCUAAUAUGAGCUCGAACUCUGACUCCUCUGAAAAUAGCGGCCUCUUGAGGACAGAUAAGGAGAGGCUCGCUGCGGGUGAGGUGGAGCGGACGGACUCCGGCGUGGGCUCGGAGACCAGCAAGCCUUCGCUGGUCGUCAGGCGCGGCUACCGAGGCCACGGCGGGAUCGCCAGCGCAAAGGAGGGCGACGUUCCUUUGUGUAACGACUGCGACGCUCCCGUGGAUACUCGGGUCACGAACAGCGGUGUGGUGUACGCGCCGCUGGUCUGCCGCAGAUGCUCUCGUCGCCGUCAGGAGAGGAAAGAAAUACUGACGGAAAUCAUGGAGACGGAGAUGAAGUACGGAAGGGACCUCAGGGUCAUGGUAGACGAGUUUUACAGACCAAUUCUAGUAGCGGGGCUGCUGACUCAAGACCAGCUGGCAAGCAUCUUCCUCAAUGUGGAGGAGCUGUUGGAACACAACAGAGUCUUUUCCUUUCAGCUGCGAGAUGCCUUGGAAAUUGCCCUCGACCAGGGGGACGAGGACCUCCUCACCGUCAACGUUGCCAAACUCUUCCUGCAUGCGGCCCCUAUGCUCCAUGCCUUUGAAAAUUACUGUGUGAGACAGGGCUCGGCGUCUCUGUUACUGCAGACAUUAGAGAAGGAGAAGGAACUGCUGAGGAUAUUCCUAAAGGUGUCCCAAAUGGAGAACACAUUGCUGCGUCGUAUGAAUUUGCAUUCCUUCCUCAUGGUUCCAGUUCAGCGUGUCACAAAGUAUCCCCUACUCCUGGCGAGGCUGUACAAGACCACGCCUCCAACACAUCCUUCAAGAGAAGACUGCCGUCGGGCCAAGGAGAAAAUCGAACUUCAUUUGCAACACAUGAACGAUGAAACGAAGGACGUCAGUCCAACCAAGCUUUGGCGACGGAUCUCCAUGAGCGUCGGGAGUGGAACCCCCCUGAAGCGUUCUCCUCAACCUCACGACUAUUCUACAAACCUCAAACUCCGAAAGUUGGCCCUGGAGGUGCUGGACUGGAAUCCGGAGGAGGCCAGUGUCGUCAGGGAAGGACGGCUGUUCUGCCUUACGCCGGACUCUAACAACUGGACAAGGCGCGGACGCUCCCUCAAAAUGGCAUCAGUACAUGUGCUGCUCGUCACCCAUGGCUCGCCGAGGGCCGUGUUCGAGGAUGAAGUUCCGGAGGACGGACUUGUGACUCCGCGAGAUUUAGGAAUCAGAGACGCUGCUCUUCUUGCCUUCAAGGACCAUAAAGUGUCUAAGGCAGCGAUGAUCAGACACGACCCGUGGUUACUGAGCCAGUGCGUGGUGGCCUGGGAAGCGGAGGGCGAGGCCGAGUGCUUCGAGGUGACCGAUCUCAGCUCCAAGGAAACUUACAUUUUCAAGGGCAGCGACAGUACCAGCACUGAGGUCUGGUUCCGCCACGUGCAGUUCCAUGCGCUGGCCGUUGGCAUGUGGAAGAGGCGGCGGCCGGCCUUGGCAAAUAUUAUGAUCAAUGGCAUGGGCAGAAGCUAAAAAUAUAUAUAUUUAUAAUUUCAUAGGUGAUCUUAUAUUACUUGCAAAUGCUUUAAUCCAAAAUAUAUAUAUUAGAUAAUACACUAGAAGAAGUAUUUGCAAUCUUUUAGCUUUAGCACCAAAGUCGCCAAAAACAUACGGUGAAAGUGAAUGAGCAGUCGGCCUCCUGCGCUAAGAAUUCUCUUGUGGAACAGCGAAACUCUGAAUCGAUGAAUGAAGAGUGAUCUUGCACAAGUGCACACUCUUGAAGUGAAACAUUCCUUUACAAAUUUCAGAUAACUUAAUUUAUGAAUUAACAAGUGUGCAAACAGGUGUCUGGGAAUGGUGAUUUAAAUGAAACGAACGUACUAAAAUACCUCUUGUAUAACACAAACAGGAAGCCGAUGUUUUUGGACACCGACUCUAAUGUCCCUAGUGCAAACCUAUGUGUAAGAGUGUCUCGCUGUGGACCCUUUCGAACAUCCAGAAGUUGAAAAUAUCGUAGGUGAAGUAAAACCAAAUAAUUAAGAAACAUUCCUAUUAGUAUAGUGAGAUGAUAAUAUUUAUCCCUGUGAUGCAACAAGUCACACAGUCUUCGUAUUUUCAUAUGGAACAGAUGUCUUGUAGAUCUAGCGUUAGAAGAUGCUGCUUCUCGGCUGGCUCAACCAGGUGCAGAUGUGCCAAAUCGAUCCUCCAGCGUUUUCCGUCUGAAGAACUGGUCUGAGAUUUCAUGGAGACUUCAGUAUCUCAUUCUGUCUUGUCUCUUCUUCCAUCUCUCGCGUUUGGUAAUAAAUAAAUAAUUAUUUCUCUACAUGGCAUAUGGUUAGAUGUACAUGAUUCUGUAUUUUCUGAUAAAGAUGUAAUAUUUUUUUUAGAUGCCUUUGUUAACGUUUUGAUAUUAUAAAUGUCUGAUGGAUCAAUGUAUCUAAAUUAAGCUAAGGAAAAUCUAGAUAUGUUGACAAAUGGAAACCUUGAAACAAAAAAACAAAACAAAAACAAAAAAAAGACGUAUUGAAAAUUUAAUUCAUGGGAAGUGUCUACCAACUUUUUCAUCCAAAAGUAAUGUCUGUUCAUAAAAGAGUUCCUUGUGCAGUUUCGCUGAAUCCUCUAAAAUUCAUCUUCAUUAUGUGAACCUUAUAUCUUCGCAUUGUUUUUCUAUAUCAGGGCACACACACAGAUAUAUGAUACGGUUUUCUGUAGUACUAUCAAUACUAUCUUAUAUAUUUGAUUUCCGAAAUGACAAACGAUACAACUUUUCCUGAUGUAAUGGAGCAUUUAAAAGCAUUUACUUUUUUUCUUUUUGAGAACGGAAAAACAUCUGUCACAAUUUUAUUUAUCUGUUUUCAGUAUCUUUCCAAAAUUAAAUUAACUGCACAUACACACCCAUCCAUCGACCUACCCACCCAUUCACGUACGCACCACACACACACACACACACACACACACACACACACACACACACACACACACACACACACACACACACACAUACACACACACACCCACACACACACACACACACACACACACACACACACACACACACACACACACACACACACACACACACACACACACACACACACACACACACACACACGUGCGCAUAGACACUCACGCAUUCCUUCGUUUAGGACUCGCACGACAUACGCUGCAACUGCUGCUAAAAACCUGACUAGCAGCUUGAAUAUCUCACAUGCUAGCUGCUUUAGGCUCCCUUCUUUGCUUUUAUAUUUGCUUAUUUUUUCGAGGUCUCUUAUUAACAAUUACUCAGAUAUUGUAUUUAAUGAUACAGUUCAUCUGUACCAUUCGUCUUCAUUUAUUCAUCUGGUUCUAGUUAUAACCGUUUUAUGUGAUUUGUUACAAAUAACAUUGUAUUUGUAUAAUGAAUGUAUAUAGGGCUGUACACGGAUAAAAUUGUAUAUAUCGAAUUAUUCUGUAUUUAAUGUAUCAUUAAUAAACAGAUACAACAGGGAAAC